CAAGAUUCUUCAUUUUACAUCCUCAAUUUUAACCUUACAUGUCAACCAGAUUCUUCAUUUUACAUAAACUAUUUUGCCACCAAUCUUUCAAUGUCAAUAUAAACUGUAUUCAACCCAACAAAUUAAUUGACAAGUUUGAUAGUCAAGAUCCUUUUCUAACUAGGCUCAAUUUCCAGCUUCCAACAAUGGCAGAGAAGGUAUAGUUCAGUACAUGUGUUUAUCAAAGUAUAUAUAGAUCGAAUUGGAAGUAACUAAUCAAUAUUUUGAUAUGUUUGAUUUAUUACAGGCGACAUGGAUGGCGCUUAAAGUUGAUCUUCAGUGCCCAUGCUGCUACAAGAAGAUCAAGAAAAUUCUCUGCAAAUUUCACGAAGUUAAAGAUCAGGUGUAUGAUGAGCAGAAAAAUUUGGUGAAGAUAACUGUGGUGGCCUGUAGCCCAGAAAGAAUCCGUGAGAAAUUGUGUAGCAAAGGUAAGAAAGUGAUUCAGUCUAUUGAGAUCAUAAAACCACCGGAACCCUCCACCAAGAAAGAAACCGGGACCGAGAAGAAGGAAGCGGACGGAGACAAAAAAGGGAAAAAGCCGAAAGACGGAACCACCAACAGACCCAACGCCCCGGAGGAGCGCAAUGUUCAUAUUGAGAUUCAACUCCGAGAUCCUACGCAACCGUGUAAACCCGCGGCUCCACACCCUAAUCCACCGUGUCCGGCACCGGCACCACCAGCGACGCCGGUAGAAGCUGUUCCGGUACCGGUACGGGUGGUUCCGGUUCCACCUGGAUAUUUCAUUCCUCGGAGUCGGUGCGAUUGUGGUUCUCCUUACCGGCCGUGUUCUUGUGAGUAUGGGAAUUUCCGACCACUGCCACCGCCACUGCCUCAGCCGUGUUUCGAUAAUCAUUGUGGAUAUGGAUCCGGGUGCAAUAGAGGAUGCUGUAUCAAUCGCUGUGAUUAUGUGUGGGACGAAAAUGCUUCAGGGUGUACCAUCAUGUGAUGAACCAAUAUCCUUCUUUUCCACAAUAAAAAGUUUUAAAAUCAAUCAUUUUCAAAACUAUGAUUUUUUAAAAUUUUUUUUAUAAUGUGUGAUUACAUGAUUACAUGGACCGGCUGUAGUCAUUGGAAAUUAAGGGUUCAAUCUCGUCCAUUACGGGAUGUCAACCAAUUUGUUUGAUCAUCAUGCUCCUUUGAGUACUCUUUUUCUCCUUUUCUUUCUUUAUUUACAUUGUGCUCAAUUUGCAAAUUUCCUUUAAUGAUCAAGGGAUUUAUGGGUUCUCUUAUAGGUAUAUAUGUACAAUAAUGAAGUGAUUUAUGACAUGUAGUGCACAUUGUUAAUUUCUACGAAAAUUAGUUAGGUUUUAUUAUUUGAUUUUACUCAUAACUAAGUUCUGCUUUUCGUUUUUUUACAUUGACAAUGGCUUACACAAGUGAAAUGUGGAAAAUUCAAACAAGAAGC
Molecule: messenger RNA, 1444 nt
Organism: Oldenlandia corymbosa var. corymbosa
Lineage: Eukaryota; Viridiplantae; Streptophyta; Magnoliopsida; Gentianales; Rubiaceae
Source: the annotation of a GenBank genome assembly